GCUGGGUGUGUUUGUUUACAACAGAAUAAGAAAAACACACGUGGUUUGAGUCUAAAAUGACAGUAAAAGGUACAGGGUCUUAUCUCUAAUUUACUAAAUGCUUUACAAAUGCAGCAUUUCUUUUAUUUUUCUUAAGACGUUUUUGUUAUAAAUGUUCAUAUUCAGGAAAAGAGUUUAAGAGUUGGAUAUAUAAACGCCUGCUGUCAUGAGUUUGAUAGCUCUGGUUCACUGUAGAAGUGCAGCAUUAAGGUGUUUUUGUAGCAAGGCUGCUGUUCUUCAUUGCAGAAAACUCAGUGAUCAUGUUCAGAAACUGGAACAAACUCAGCCAGAAAAGAGGAAACCGGUGGAGGAGAAACACAGGGUAAGGAAACCUCCAGGGAAAGUGUCUGUGCUGCUGUUCCCUGGACAGGGCAGUCAGUUUGUGGGCAUGGGCAGAGGACUGCUCAAGUACAGCAACGUUAAGGACAUGUUCACUGUGGCUGAGAAAGUGCUGGGGUAUGACCUUCUUUCACUGUGCAUGAAUGGACCUGAGGAGGAUCUGAUGAAGACUGUACAUUGCCAACCAGCUGUAUUCAUCACAUCUUUAGCUGCUGUGGAAAGACUGAAUCACGAAAACCCUGCUGCAAUAGAGAACUGUGUUGCUGCUGCUGGUUUCAGUGUUGGGGAGUUUGCUGCUUUGGUAUUCUCUGGUGCUAUGGACUUUGCUGAAGCCCUUUUUGCAGUGAAAGUGAGGGCAGAAGCCAUGCAGAAAGCCUCAGAUUUGACCCCAAGUGGAAUGUUAUCUGUAAUUGGUAGACCUCAAGCCAAUUACAAAUAUGCCUGCCUUCAAGCUAGAGAGCACUGUCGUUCUCUGGGUAUACAAAAUCCUGUUUGCUCCAUUGCAAAUUACUUGUUUCCAGAUGGGAGGGUCAUUGCUGGACAUCUUGAGGCAUUGGAUUUCCUCCAGAAAACCUCGAAGCAGCUGCAUUUUGUUCGGACGAAACUGCUGCCAGUAAGCGGCGCUUUCCACACACAGCUGAUGGAGCCAGCUGUGCAGCCUUUGAGCAAGGUGCUGCACCAGAUACAGGUGCGCCGGCCUGAGAUCGCAGUUCACUCGAACGUCGAUGGAAAGCGUUACAUGCAAGAAAAACAUGUGCAGCAGCAGCUGGUCAAGCAGCUGGUGUCACCGGUGAAGUGGGAGCAGGUGAUGCAUGAGAUUUAUGAGCGGACACGUGGACAGGAGUUUCCUAACACAUACGAAGUGGGACCUGGGAGACAACUGGGGGCUACACUGCAGAAGUGCAACAUGAAGGCAUUUAAGAACUACACACACGUUGAUGUGGCACUUCCACAAGACGAUUGACAGACAUUUAGAUAAUGUAUGCCUAAAAGUGGUCAUUUACCUGUUGAAGGCUCUCCAGAUCAGUAUGUUCGGAUGAACCUGCCAGUCUAGGUGUCGUUGCUGAGGGAGUUUCUCCCUCCACGUGCUGUUCAGUUCAUCUCCGAUCUGAGCCAGCUGACGUCCAAUUUGCUGAGUAGCUCUCCUAGAACAAACAAUUUGUAUCAUCGUAAGAGUUUCAUUUGAAUGAUGUCAUUCUACACAGUAAUCUGCUCAGUAACAUGAUCCAUCUGUAACAUUAAAGAAAGCACAAUGUCUACACUUUGGUAUAACUGAGUAAAAUGGAUUUGGAGGGGUUUUUAAUUUUCCUACCUCAUGUUGAUCUCGGAGAGAAUGUGGUUUUCCACCUCGCUAGGUCCAGCCUGAGGGGAAAUGGCCCUGCUCACUUGUAGUGCUUGUUCCACCAUUUUAUAUUCUAAACAAAGAGAAUAUUUUAUAUUUUAUUUUUAUCUAAACAGCAUCCAUUCCUAGUAAAGCUGUGUAUCUGUUUCCUUGUUUUCUACCUGUUUUAAGUGGUUAUUUAUUACAAGUAUUGUUGGGUUGUA
This is a messenger RNA of Tachysurus fulvidraco (yellow catfish), 1923 nucleotides long. RefSeq names its product malonyl CoA:ACP acyltransferase (mitochondrial) (gene mcat). The record is from RefSeq and is a predicted model, not a curated record. Bases 206 to 1342 code for a protein of 378 amino acids. The transcript is spliced from 5 exons. NCBI's taxonomy places the organism in Eukaryota, Metazoa, Chordata, Actinopteri, Siluriformes, Bagridae. Gene Ontology annotation, molecular function: transferase activity.